CCAAACUCAAAUGGAGAACACUUUCCUCAGCUCAGUUCUUCUCAUCAUCUUCCAUCUUUCCAUGGCUACUUUCUCAAUGAAUUUAACCUCCAUACUCACAGACCAAUCGGCUCUUCUUGCACUGAAAGACUCUGUCGCCCACGAUUCCAAAAAUAUAUUGGCAACUAAUUGGUCUGCCUCCACUCCUGUCUGCAAUUGGUUCGGUGUCAGCUGUGGAUCCAGGCACCACAGAGUCACAACUCUAAACCUUUCAGGAUUAGAACUCACAGGCACCCUUCCACCCCACAUGGGAAACCUAUCAUUCCUUUCCUUUCUUUCCAUCAAAGAUAAUAGCAUUCAUGGCGGUUUACCGGUUCAAUUAUCGAAUUUGCACCGGCUGAAACACAUAGACUUUGGUAACAACAGCUUCACCGGAGAAAUUCCGUCGUGGUUCGGAUCAUUAACUGAACUCCAAGAACUGUAUCUGCACGUUAACAACUUCAGUGGUGUCAUUCCAUCUUCUUUAGGCUACUUGCCGAAGCUAGAGAAGUUGAGCUUGUAUGAAAACCAGAUUUCGGGUUCAAUACCAUCCUCCAUCUUCAAUAUGUCUUCGUUGCAGGGUAUUGAUCUAAGCAAUAAUAUGCUCUCCGGUCCCAUACCCUUCAUUAAACUGGAUUUGGUUUCGCUGGAAUUCAUCAAUUUCAACUACAACAAUCUCACUGGCCUGUUUCCAAAGGAUAUGUUUGAUCAUCUUCCUAAUCUGAAAACUCUAUACUUGAGUGGUAACAUGCUUUUUGGUAGAAUUCCAAGCAGUUUAUUCAACUGCAAAAAGUUACAAACGUUAUUCCUGUCGACUAACCAAUUGGAGGGGAGUCUACCGGCAGUAAUUGAGAAUUUGAGUAUGCUUCAGUCCUUGGAUAUUAGUCAUAAUCACUUUGAAGGUCAAAUUCCAGAACAAAUUGCAAAUUUAACACUUCUUAGGGAGUUUGAUGGUUCCCAUAACAACUUCACAGGUACAAUCCCACAACUGAUUGGCAACCUAAAGAAUCUAGAAUUCUUGAGUUUGGGUGUUAACAAUCUUGUUGGUCCCAUUCCUCCAGAGAUAUUCAAUUCAUCAUCUCUGCAAGUCAUUUCUUUGCUAUUAAAUCAGCUCUCUGGUCGUCUUCCGUCAAACAUGGGGCUUUGGCUUCCAAACCUGGAAUAUCUCCUUCUUGGGAGUAAUCAACUCAGUGGUUCUUUCCCAAUGUUUAUUUCCAAUGCCUCUCAGCUCAUUUUUCUUGACAUGCCGCAUAAUUACUUUUCAGACUCCAUUCCCGACACUCUCGGCAAUCUAAGAAACUUGAAAAAACUCAACCUGGAAGUUAAUAAUCUAACUUCCUCUGGGUUGAGCUUUCUCUCUUCUUUGACAAACUGUAGAGGCUUGGAAGUCGUGGAUUUCGGAAACAACCCAUCGAUCAGCGGUAAACUUCCGGGUUUGGUAGGAAAUCUUUCAAACACUCUUCUGAGAUUCUUCGCUGCUAGGUGCAACAUCAGUGGUAGCAUACCGAGUCAGUUCGGUAACUUAAGUCGCUUGAUAGCCAUAAAGCUAGAUGACAAUAAAUUGACAGGAACGGUUCCUACUGCAAUUGGAGGAUUAAAAGAGUUGCAGAGUCUCUCUCUUUCGGGCAAUAAGUUGGAAGGACCGAUCCCGUCCGAGUUAUGUCGUCUAAACAAGUUGGCUUUCUUGUUCUUGACCAACAACAAGUUGUCCGCACCGGUACCUACUUGUUUGGGUGAUCUUGUUUCUUUGCGGCAGCUCCUCCUUGGCUCCAAUAUGUUUUCUGGCUCAAUACCUUCAACCUUGAUGGGGCUUAAUGAUUUGCUGAUCCUGAACUUGUCUUCAAAUUAUCUCACUGGUCCUCUUCCAAUUGAUAUUGGAAAGUGGAAGGUUGUGAAUAGUUUGGAUUUGUCGAACAAUCAGUUUUCGGGUGAUAUCCCGAUUAGAAUAGCCGAUCUCAAAGACCUCACUUAUUUUUCUUUAUCCGAUAAUAGAAUCACAGGUUCUAUUCCUGAGUCAUUUGGUGAAUUGUUGAGCUUGGAAUCCUUGGAUUUGUCAAGAAAUAAUCUAUCCGGAGAGAUUCCCAAGUCCUUGGAUAAACUUCAUUAUCUCAAAUAUUUCAAUGUCUCUUUCAAUAGACUGCAAGGAGAAAUUCCUGAUGGAGGACCAUUCGGAAGCUACUCGAUCGAAUCAUUUAAGGGGAACGAUGCACUGUGUGGUGCAGACCGACUUCAUGUUCCAAGAUGCAAAACUAAACCCCUUGGAAAUUCCAAGGCAAGAACUAAGCUCAUAAUAUAUGUAGCACUACCAAUUGCCUCUAUAAUUUUGGUGGUUGCUCUAACCAUCAUUAUCUUGCGAAGGUCGAAGAGGAAAGGAACAUCGGAAACUCCACAAGACUUGUUACCUUUAGGAAUGUGGAGACAAUUUUCAUACCAAGAGCUUCAUCAAGCCACAGAUGGAUUUAGUAAGAGCAAAUUGCUUGGCACUGGGAGUUAUGGUUCAGUAUAUCGAGGCACUCUUCUAGAUGGAAUUACAUUUGCGAUAAAGGUCUUCAAGUUAGAGUUAAAAGGAGCCUUUAAGAGCUUUGACGUUGAAUGUGAAGUUCUCCGCAACAUCCGUCACCGGAAUUUAACCAAAAUCAUCAGUAUGUGCUCCAAUAAUCUCGAUUUUGGAGCCUUGAUACUCGAGUUAAUGCCUAAUGGGAGUCUUGACAAAUGGUUGUAUUCCAACAACCAUUUUCUGGAUAUCCUACAAAGAUUGAACAUACUGAUAGAUGUUGCAUCUGCUUUGGAACAUCUCCAUCAUCAUCAUACAACACCAGUGGUUCAUUGCGAUCUAAAGCCCAGCAACAUUCUACUAGACGAAAAUAUGGUUGCACAUUUGAGUGAUUUUGGAAUCGCAAAACUCUUAUGUGAAGAGGAUUCAAUGAUCCAAACCAUGACCCUUGCAACGAUUGGAUAUAUGGCACCAGAGUAUGGAUCAGAAGGAAUUGUUUCUACAAAAGGUGAUGUGUAUAGCUUUGGCAUUCUUACGAUGGAAACGAUCACGAGAAAGAAGCCUACAGAUGAAAUGUUUGCUGCAGAAAUGAGCUUGAGGAGUUAUGUGAAAGAGUCGUUACCAUCUAUGGUACAUCAAGUUGGAGACACCGAAUCGGGGAGGAAACAUUUAGCAGACAACAAUUGUGCAUCAUCAAUUUGCAGGUUGCCUUAGAAUGCUCAACAAAUAUACCGGAUGAAAGGCUUGAUAUGAAACAAGUUGUCACAAAGCUGGAAAUGAUUAAAGUCAACUUCUUGAAGGAUAUUGAAUUAGGUCGAUAACAAGGCUUUUGUUUCCUGGUGGACCAGAGGCGGAAGCUGACGAGCAGCAAGCCGGUAGCCAGGAGCGAGCUUCGGGGACAUGAAAACGGUCACCCAACUCUGUUAUGUUCCAUUUAAUCGGAGGUCUUGGAAAGCUGUAAUCUGCACAUUUUGUGAAGCUGUUCUUAAAUCUUACGGAUGAUGUUGAAAGCUUUUCUC
Molecule: messenger RNA, 3531 nt
Organism: Hibiscus syriacus
Lineage: Eukaryota; Viridiplantae; Streptophyta; Magnoliopsida; Malvales; Malvaceae
Product: LRR receptor-like serine/threonine-protein kinase EFR
Exons: 4
Coding region: 11-3226 (1071 amino acids)
Biological process (GO): protein phosphorylation
Molecular function (GO): ATP binding; protein binding; protein kinase activity
Source: RefSeq, a predicted model, not a curated record